AUGGAGGCUUUCUUUUCAAAACUUAUGAGUAACACUUCUGGGACAUUAAAUGCGUUGCCAAAUCUUGUUCGGUUUGACCCUGAUGAUGUUGAUGCAGAUAUAGAAGGUUGGAACAAUGUAAAUGAAAUAAUUGUCAGAAGCAAACGCUUGGAUGGUACUGAUUUGUUAUUAGCGCUCACGCGUGCGCUACGUGGACGCACUGCAUCGGUCUUAAUGAAGCUGAAGUCAGAUCAAAUUACUUGGAAUUACGUUAAAGAUCUUCUUCUUUCAAAGUUUUCUAAACCGAUGAUGACGCAGGAUUAUUUUGAUCGUAUACUGAAAUUUCAAAUAAACCAAAAAGAGACCGCAGCUGAUGCAGCUGUUCGCCUCUGGGGAUUGAUAGAAGCUGUGCCCAAAUUGCAUAUGUCUGAAGAAGUUAUCGUUGGUUUUGCUAUAUCCAUAUUAUCGCAUCAUGACCAAACCAUACGGCGUGAAUUAAAUGCGAACAUCAUUUCCACACGUUCUCAACUGUGCCGAAUAUUGCGUGGAAUUACUUUAAAACGACGACAUGAUGAAACUGAAACUGAUGAUAACAAACGCCUGCGUCCCUCUGUCAAUCAUAAACCAACAGCGCGUCAAGAGGAUAAACGUCUUCCUAUUUGUUAUAUUUGUUCGAAGAGUGGAUACCUUGCUAACUCCUGUCCUGAGAAGAGAGAAAACAAAGGAAAGUAUAUCACGAAGGAAGUGAACUUAUGCGAUAGAAAAGCAGCUCAAGGUAUAUUGGACAUCUCUGGCAAAAGUUUUCCUUUUAUUUUUGAUUCUGGUUCCGAAUGUUCGCUCAUGAAAGAGAGUGUAGCGUCGAAUAUUAAUGGUAAAAUCACUCGAAAUCGAAUUAUUCUUGUAGGCAUUGGAAAAUCAGACAUUGCUAGUGUGAAACAAAUUCAAACUGAAUUAGAUACUGAUUUGUUUGGAGAUAACAAAGAAACCCUCUUGAAUAUUUUGUCGCGUUAUUCUACUCACUUUGUAGAGGGAAUACCUAUCACUCGUGUUAAAACAGGUGAGAUGCGAAUUGAACUUAUAGAUCCUCACAAAACUGUUCAAAGACGUCCCUAUCGGUUGUCACCAUCAGAGCGACAAAUAGUAAAAGAUAAGAUUCAAGAACUUUUGAAUGCUAACAUUAUCCGGGAAAGUAAUUCACCUUUUGCUAGUCCUAUACUAUUAGUGAAGAAGAAAGACGAAACAGAUAGAAUGUGUGUUGACUACAGAGAAUUGAAUGAUAAUACUCGAUCUGAUCAUUAUCCUCUUCCCCGAAUUGAUGAUCAAAUUGAUAGACUUUACGGUGCACAUUAUUUUACAUCACUUGACAUGGCCUCUGGGUUUCACCAAAUUCCAAUUCAUGCGGAAUCGAUAGAGCGUACGGCAUUUGUAACUCCGGAUGGCCAAUUUGAAUAUCUUACUAUGCCUUUUGGCCUUAAAAAUGCACCGCCUGUUUUUCAACGAUCUAUAAAUAAAGCUCUGAAAGGAU
This is a messenger RNA of Vollenhovia emeryi, 1504 nucleotides long. RefSeq lists its product as uncharacterized. The annotation marks the transcript as partial. NCBI's taxonomy places the organism in Eukaryota, Metazoa, Arthropoda, Insecta, Hymenoptera, Formicidae. The transcript has 3 exons. The record is from RefSeq and is a predicted model, not a curated record.